UACAAGGGUGAGUCCACUUAAAAGUGUGUGUUCGUACCAAAUAUUUGCUCCUGUUACAGAGGAAUUGCCAGGUCAAUCAAAUAAACCUGCCAUGGCAAUAGUUCAGUGGUCUAGUAACACAUAUAUCUACUGACACAGCAGCCACAUCACCAUAUGACUUUGUCAUCAUCUGUUAUCAUAUUCAUAUCACCCUGAGGAAAAUCUCUUUGUCACGCAUACAGUAACAAUCAGGGAUUUUUUAGUUCUGUUUGUUUUCACAGUGUCAUUUGUAGACUUUAAUGCUAAUUGUUAACCAAAGGCUAUUAUAAAAGUGAGAAGCAGAUCUUUCUGCACAGACCUACUUGAAGCAGUUUGAUCAUUACAGAAGAACUAAACCAGCUGAUUUCCCAGGAUGCCUCUGCACUGUCGUGCCAGCCACAUGUUCCUGCUCAUAUGUGCUCUUUCCUUAUGUCUCGAGUCUGUGAGAGGCGGCACCAGCUUUCUCAGUCCUGCUCAGAAACCACAGGGUCGAAGGCCACCACGGGUGGGCAGAAGAGACGCUGCUGAUUCAGAGAUCCCAGUGAUUAAAGAGGAUGAUCAGUUCAUGAUGAGUGCUCCGUUCGAACUGUCCGUGUCUCUGAGUGAAGCAGAGUAUGAGAAAUAUGGUCCUGUGCUGCAGAAGGUUCUUGUGAAUCUUCUUAGUGAUUCUCCAUUUGAAUUCUGACAAGAGCUACCAGUCCCUCCAAGAAUUAACUCCUUAUAAAUCAAAAAUUAUUCAAAAUUUAAAUCAUUUUCUAACAGCGAUUUGACAAAAUAAAGGAUGACAAAUAA
Messenger RNA from Megalobrama amblycephala (Wuchang bream), 810 nucleotides. It is a transcript of the gene ghrl, whose product is annotated as ghrelin/obestatin prepropeptide. The transcript has 5 exons. Gene Ontology annotation, molecular function: growth hormone-releasing hormone activity. Gene Ontology annotation, cellular component: extracellular region. The record is from RefSeq and is a predicted model, not a curated record. Bases 392 to 703 code for a protein of 103 amino acids. NCBI's taxonomy places the organism in Eukaryota, Metazoa, Chordata, Actinopteri, Cypriniformes, Xenocyprididae.